AUAAAAUGACACCGACCACAAGGGUCGGGCAGUCAUUUGUCACCGGGUGAUUGAGGUCAAGCGCCUUGCCCCGCCGUCCCGUCGCCGCCCGUCGCUCAUCAUGGUCGCUGCCUGGAAGAGGCUGCUCCUCGCCGGCGCCGCCAUCGUCGCGGCCUACGAAUGCCCCAACUCGUGCGGGACGCCGUCCGGGCUCGGCUUUUGCAAGUACAUUGACUUUCCGACGUGCCGUCUCCAAGAGUCGUGGGACGACCAAGACGUGCUCGCCGCCAAGGCCUUCAUGGCGCUUGUCGCGCCCACGAAUGCAUCGACGUACCUCGACGACGACGGCCAUUUCGCCGGUUUUGACAACGUGGUCGCGACGCAGCACGCGUUCUUGCUCAACACGACGCACGACUGCCAUGUGCUCUUGCGCCGCAUCCAGUGUGGCCUGCACUUUCCCGUCUGCGAGAUUGGGAGCGAGUUUAGCCGCAUGUGCUACAAGUCGUGCCGCGACACGGUCAAGCUCAAGUGCCCGGCGCUCAUUGGCAUUUGUGACAAGGAAGACCCGGCGCUCUUUGAGACGGACAACAAGUGCUUCCAAGUGAGCUACGCGGGGCCCGCGGUGGGCAUGUGGAUCGCCGGCUUUUCGAUCUCGCUCGUCUUUUCGAUCCUCAACUCGGUUGGCAUCAACCUCCAAAAGUACUCGCUCACGCAAAACGACAAGCUGGGCACGCAGAAAGGGUCGUUCCAGCAGCCCAUGUGGGUGCUCGGCCUGGUGUUUGUGUGUCUCGGCUCGAUCCUCGACUUUGUAGCCUUUGGCAUGGCGCCCCAAACGCUCCUCGCGCCCCUCGCCGCGCUCUCGCUGGUCUGGAACAUGCUGAUCGCGCCAUUUUUCCACAAGGAAAAGGUCACGCGCCGCAACCUCGUCGCGACGUGCAUCAUCUUUGUCGGCGUGACGCUCACAGUGAUUUUUGCGGGCCACUCGACGCCAGCGUACGACCUCGAAGACCUCAUCAAGCUCUACCAGACGCCCGUCAUGUACUUUUACAUUGUGAGCGUCGUCCUCUUCCUCGUCUCGCUCUUUGCAGCGACGCGCUACAUUGAGACCAACCACGUGUACGAAGACGGCCUCUUCCACAUCGUCUGCUACGGUGGCAUCGCGGGCACCUUUGGCGGCCAGUCGGUGCUGCUGGCCAAGUCGACGGUCGAGCUCCUCAAGUCGGCGAUCUGGGGCGACGGCGCCGAUGCGUUCAAGCACCCGGCCACAUACGCCAUCAUUACGGGCCUCGUCGUGUGUCUUCUCUGCCAGAUCACGUUUCUCAACGGCGGUCUCAAGCGCUUUGACGCGCUCGUCGUCAUUCCCGUCUACCAGAGCUUUUGGAUUCUCACCAGUGUCCUCGGCGGUAUCAUGUACUUUGAAGAGUACAUCUCGAUGACGCAAACCGAGAUGGUCAUGUUCACCAUGGGCGGCGUCAUUACCAUCUCUGGUAUCAUCUACCUCCUCCAGGACGCCCAAGGCUCAAGUGCGCCCAGCGGCAAGUACCUCGAACUCGCCAACGCGGCGACUCCGUCAGACGCGUGGAACGCCGACGACUCGGACGAAGAGGUGCACCAGCAGCAGCUCGACGACGACCUUGAAGAUCCGCACGGGUCCCCGACCAACCGCCAGACCCAAGUGUCGCCCACCGACGGUCUCUUCAACGACAACGAUGGUGACGCGACCAAGAAGACCAAGGCGGUGACGAGUCCACGCAGCGAGUUUAUCUGAGUGUGACGCUCUUCCGAUCGGCUUGUGUAUAGUAGGUCUACAGCUAGUCAUAAUAAAUCCUUCCACAUUGCACAGUUGUC
This is a messenger RNA of Saprolegnia diclina VS20, 1827 nucleotides long. RefSeq lists its product as hypothetical. NCBI's taxonomy places the organism in Eukaryota, Oomycota, Saprolegniomycetes, Saprolegniales, Saprolegniaceae. Gene Ontology annotation, cellular component: membrane. The record is from RefSeq and is a predicted model, not a curated record. Gene Ontology annotation, biological process: magnesium ion transport. The transcript is spliced from 2 exons. Bases 101 to 1747 code for a protein of 548 amino acids. Gene Ontology annotation, molecular function: magnesium ion transmembrane transporter activity.